AUGACAACACCUAAAAAAUGGGCAUCCGUAGCUUAUUUGCUGUUACUUUGCUGGGGAGUGAGCUCUGCUCACAGGGCAAUUAAUAUUGGCGAGGAUAAAGCUUUACUAGUUGAUAAAACCAGAUUCCCUUGGCUUCCGACAAAUUGGAGGAGGGCUUGGCCGACAAAUGGGAGGGGGCUUGAUGGGCAGAUGGGAGGGGGGCUUGGCGGACAGAUGGGAGGAGGGCUUGGAGGGCAAAUAGGAGGAGGGCUUGGCGGACAAAUGGGAGGAGGGCUUGGUGGCGGUCAGAUGGGAGGAGGGCUUGGCGGACAAAUGGGGGGAGGGCUUGGAGGACAAAUUGGAGGAGGCAUUGGUGGAGGACAGAUGGGAGGAGGGGUUGGCGGACAAAUGGAAGGAGGGCUGGGUGGACAAAUCGGGGGAGGGCUUGGAGGAAUAAUUGGAGGAGGCAUUGGUGGAGGACAGAUGGGAGGAGGGGUUGGCGGACAAAUGGAAGGAGGGCUGGGUGGACAAAUCGGGGGAGGGCUUGGAGGAAUAAUUGGAGGAGGAUUUGGUGGACAGAUAGGAGGCGGGAUUAUUGGAGGUGGUAUUAGUUCCAAUCCAGGUUUUGGUGGCGGAGAUGAGGGGAAUUGUGGUGGCCGUGGAUGUAGUGGUGGUGAAGGCAGUGGUAGUUGCGGUGGCCAAGAUGGUGGAUAUGGAUGCGGAGAAAGUGGUGGUAGUUGUGCUGACCAGGGCGGUGGAUAUGGAUGCAGAGACGGUGGUGGUAGCUGUGGUUACCAAGGCAGUGGAUGUGGUGGAAGCUAUGGAGGUGGCAAUUGUGGCGGCGAAGGUGGUGAAAGUAACGGUGGGGAAGGCGGUGGUCAUUAUGGCAGUGUUCACCAUAACAAUCUCAAAACGACCUAUGUAUCCAGGGAGGCAAGCAAAAGCCAUGAACAAAAUGGCAACCAUGAAAUUGAAGACGGACAUGAACAAUGGAAGACGCCAACAGAUGAAAGUAACCGCAAUUCUGAAUCGCAUCAAGCGCAUGUUAUCGAUGCCAUAGCUCCACAAGUUCUGAACGCCAUUGCCAUGGCUCCACAAUCAGGCUAG
Malus domestica (apple) is the source of this 1086-nucleotide messenger RNA. NCBI's taxonomy places the organism in Eukaryota, Viridiplantae, Streptophyta, Magnoliopsida, Rosales, Rosaceae. The record is from RefSeq and is a predicted model, not a curated record.